CUGAAACCUAUUUUGCUUGCGCCUGUGGCAGUAUUAGUACUUGAAUAAACAAGAAAACCCUUUCUCUCUUCUCCCUCUUUAUAUCAUCUUUUGCUUUUCUUUCUCUUCCGUUUUUUCGCUCUCAUUCCUCAACACACGAGUUAGGAUGCUGUGAAAUUCUUUCUCAUGCCGAUUCUUUCACAGCUCACAAAUUAAUUUCACCUCCAAAAUUAACCGCAGAAGGCACGUUGGUGACUGAGAGAGAAAGAGAAAGAAGAUCGGAAAAGAUGACGUCAUCGUCAAAUUCGCCGUGUGCGGCGUGCAAGUCUCUACGGCGAAAAUGCACUCGAGAGUGCGUGUUCGCACCGUAUUUUCCACCGGACAAUCCUCAAAGGUUCACAUACGUUCACAAAGUUUUCGGUGCGAGCAAUGUAACGAAGCUGCUCAACGAGCUUGACGCGACUCAGCGUGACGACGCCGUGAAGUCGUUGGCAUAUGAGGCCGAGGCUCGGUUUAGGGAUCCUGUUUACGGUUGCGUUGGUCUUAUCUCUCUUCUUCAACAUAAGCUAAGACAAAUCCAAGGUGAACUUAACAAUGCUAAAAAGGAACUUGCAACUUAUAUUGGUCCUCAAGCACUUCAGGGUGUUCCCACAACCAUUCUUCAACAACAACAUCCUAAUAACCAUUUUGGUAACUCUCUUUACCCUUAUAAUAAUGGGAAUGUUCUGACUACUGUUACUGCGGCUACACAGAUGGUGAUUAGUGACCUUCAACCACCACCGUCUCAACAUCCAAUCUUGGAAGCUCAGCAAUUAGCUGCUGCUGUUGUUGCAAGAGAGCAACAAGAGAUGUUUAGAAGUUUCGAACAUCAACAACAGCAGCAAGAGUUUUUGAGGUUCAGUGGUGGACUUGAUGUGGAUUCUGUUUCUUCUGGUGGUGAUUUCAACCAUGUGUCCCCUGUUGUUGUUGCUUCUACGGAUCAAUUGUCUCCUUCUUUGGCGUUGGGAUCUUUCGAUAAUACUUAUCACCACAUGCAACAACCUCAACAAGGACAUGGAGAACCACAUCAUCAACAUCUUACACUUCAGGCACAGCUUCUUCUUCCACCUCAGCAGAAGCAAGUGCAGACACAAACGCAACAUUCAUCUCUCACACAUCACCAACAACAGACGGAAAGCGAGGAGUGUAGGAGUGUUGGUCCUUCUUGUUGAAUUUCAAAUUUUGCAACUCUUGCCACUUCCUGCUUUCUCGUCGAACAGUUUUCAACUUAGGUCCUUGUUAACAGUUUUUACCUACUGGAUACAAAUCGAUAUAGAGAAAGAGAAGAGAGGAGUAAAGCAUAUAUGUGAGGUUCAUUUAUCUCCACAGUUUUGCUUGGCUUUGAAGGAGACUCCAAAGGCACAAUUGAAAGAGUAAGCUGAUCAUGACUGAUCUUGGAGACUUUCUUAAAUGAUUCUAAAGCCGUAGUUACGUUUUAAUUAAUUCCCUUUUUUUAUGUUAAAAACUAAAUUGUAAUUUGUAAAUCAGAAUUCAGAAAGCUUUUAAAGGCUUUAAUUAUUUAUUAGCCCCAUCCCAUAUUUUUUGUUUUUUUUAUUUAUGAUAAUUCCAUCUCAUUUGCCAAAUA
Messenger RNA from Cicer arietinum (chickpea), 1603 nucleotides. Its product is annotated as LOB domain-containing protein 10-like. The record is from RefSeq and is a predicted model, not a curated record. Lineage: Eukaryota; Viridiplantae; Streptophyta; Magnoliopsida; Fabales; Fabaceae.